CUCUCGUUUCUCUCCACUUAGACCUAAAAUCUUUUGGAUUCGUCGUUUGCUCCGCAAAGUACACAAAUGGAUGAAGCUGAAGAAGUACGUGUUGGUGCCAAACAAUCGGGUGAAGUGGAUCGGAUAAGCCAUUUGCCAGACUCUUUGCUAUGUCAGGUACUCUUGUUUCUUCCGACUAAGGAUGUGGUCAAAUCUAGUGUUUUAUCUAGAAGAUGGAGAGAUCUCUGGAAAUGCGUGCCUCGAUUGGACUUGUAUGGUUUUGAUUUCCAUGAAGAAGGCUGUUAUACGGAAAGCGGCAUGGAAAAUUGCGUGAGUUUUGUCGAUAGAUUUCUGAGUUUUGUCGAUAGAUUUCUGGGUCUUCACAGUGAGUCGUGCUUGGAAAGUGUUAGGUUUAGCUUCCUUGGUGAUGGGAAUCGUGAGCCUGAUAAUGCUCUUAUCUGGCGGUGGAUGAACACUGUCCUCGACAUGAAAGUUAAACAUAUCGAGUAUAGCGAAGAUGCAAGGGAGAGUGAUGAGUCUCAGAUACCUCCAGCCAUUUACACUUGUCUGACUUUGGUAUCCUUAGAGCUCUGCGGCGUAACCAUGUCCAGUCCCGAGUUUGUUUCUUUACCUUCUCUCAGAGUUCUCGAUCUAAUUUAUGUUAUAUUCCCCGACGAUUUGGCUUUGGAAACGCUCAUCUCAGGCUGCACAGCUCUUGAAACCUUAAAUAUUGCUAGGAGUGCGGCGAGUGCCUAUGAUAAACUACUAGUCUUACGAGUCUGUUCUCAGUCUCUGUUGAGCUUCACUUAUUGUCAGGACAAGGAGGAGGAUUUUAUGGUAGAUAGAUCAGUUGUAAUUGAUGCGCCUAGGCUUAAGUUUCUGAAGCUAGAUAGUCAUCGAACUGCAAGUUUCAUAAUCAAAAAUUCCGGUUCCCUAGUUAAGGUGGAUAUCGACAUUGUGUUUAGCUUGUCUGGUGGAAGCAAUUUUGAUCCAGCUGAUCUACCAAAGAGAAAUAUGAUUCGUAAUUUUCUUGGUAGCAUCUAUCUCGUCAAAGAUGUGAUCAUCUCAUCCAGGACUCUUGAGGUCUUCUAUGACUACUCUAGAUGUGAACCACUGCCCUUAUUCUGUAACCUGUCUUCCUUGAAUGUGUUUUUCGCCCACGACAGUUGGGAAAUGUUGCCAAACUUUCUUCACAGUUGCCCAAAUCUGAAAUCUCUUGUCGUGGAUUUACCUAUUUAUCCGGACCCUGGGAGAAUCUAUAUGAUUCCUGGACCUCGGUGUGUCCUAUCAUCUCUCGAGUAUGUUCGGAUAAUGAGGCCAUUGAAUGGGGAGGAGUUGGAGACGAAACUAGUGAGUUACAUUCUGGAGAACUCACCAAUCCUCAAGAAACUGACUCUGAUUCUGAGCGCGGGAUGCGGAUUCUACAGAAAGAAAGGAAAAUCUGUCAUCUUAAAGGAACUCAUUGCUAUUCCAAGACUCUCUACCUCAUGCCGAGUGAUCGUUUCUAUCUGGGAAAUUUAGACAUUUAUCUGGUGGUAGUCAUCAGACUUUUUUUAGACUAUGAAAUUUCAAGUUUAUUCGUUUGUGUUGUGAUGAUGUGUUAGAAACCUCGUAAGAAAACCAUAUGUAUGGGUCAAAUUAGCAUCACUCCCUUUUUUUUUUUUGUACUUCUUAGUUCUUACUUCUUACCAUUCCAAAGGCUCUCUUCUACCUUUAAAAGAUGUUUCUAUUAAUGUGAACUCUAUAUUUCUUCUUUAUUUCUUGUUUUCAUGAUUA
Molecule: messenger RNA, 1755 nt
Organism: Camelina sativa (false flax)
Lineage: Eukaryota; Viridiplantae; Streptophyta; Magnoliopsida; Brassicales; Brassicaceae
Product: F-box/LRR-repeat protein 13
Molecular function (GO): protein binding
Source: RefSeq, a predicted model, not a curated record